UCUCUCUCUCUCUCUCUCGCUCCGUUCGUUCUGGCGUCGCGACGGAGGAAGGACGGACGUGGCGUGCCGUGCUGUGCCGAACGAGGACCAGCGCAGCACAGAGCAGCUGGAACGUCAGAGUGCCCUCCGACUUCGUCGCGUACACAUCCCUCCCUGCUGGAGAUCGCGCGGCUACCAUCGCGGCGCCGGCGACGUGUUGCGAAUCGCGUUACGCGAUCGUACGCAUAUACGCGAGGCGGGAACAAGGCGGUACGGUAACCCAUACGUCUCCUCUCUCCAUUUAUCCGUCUAUCGCUCGCCCGGUGGAUACGGUUGAUGUGAUACUGCGACUGUCCGAGAAAGCCCGCUCGCUUUCGCAGUCACGAAGGGGGGUCGAAACGGAAAUUGAAAACGACGGUGCAGCAAUCCAACCGACGGAUCGGAGGGGAGAGAAACUGAACUUCAUUCCGCGCGGAAUUGCCGGAGCUCGCCUUCGAGUUUCUCUCGAUUACAUCGCCACGGUAUUUCUAUCCCGUAUCUCCGGGAAUUAUCUCCGAAGAACCGUCGGCGGAAACGUCCGGUUUGAUUAUUGGGGAUUUUACUACGAGGGUCCGGCGAGGGGACACCCUCCGGAAAAACUAUCCUCUUUCCAGGAUCUCAUCCACGGGAGAAGCUCCGCGCAAUCGUUCGUAGGGUUUCGAAGCUAUCGCUACAUGUCAACGGCGACCCUUGUCGCGUCGCUCGAUAUAAUCGUUCGACAGGUGAAGGAGGAAUCUCCGGUGAAGUGACACAACACACUUUAGGGGUUUUCUCAAAUAAAGAGCCGAAGAUUUUCACGCAUACAGUCGAGAAACAGUCGUCGACUUAGGAUGGACAUCUGGAAGAAGCGACGCUCGUAAAGUUUUCGGUGUUGGUUCGCCACGUACUCCUCUGAUACUCCGAUUUUCCCUGUAAGCCGCGGGCGAGUCUGAAGAAAACUGAAGUGCUUGGAAGCGGUGAGAGAUCGCGAGAGAUCGAGCACGAUGCGCUGAAGGAGCGUUGAUUAUCGCGGGUCAAAAGCGGGGCGGCCUAUAGGCGCGCUGGACAUUAAGUUAAAUCGCUUCGGCAUCGAGAACGGGACGGGCAGCUAGUGUAAUAGUGAUAAGGCGCAGGCAAGUGAGCGAGAGAGAGCGAGAGAGAGAAUUGGACAGAGCGGAAUCGCGUGACCUGGUCAACUCGGCGAUCACGACUGUGAUAUCGCUAUGCCGCGAAGAAGCGUUUUACAUUUUCAAUAAAAAGAAAGGAGCAUAAGGACUGAAGCAUAACGUGACUCACGAGAAGAGAAGAGAAUAAUACUCGAGUCACUUUGAAAUAUCAUUCGACGGGGGCGAUGAAAGAAUACGAAAGUGAGGAGCACCCGUAGAAAUCUCUUUUGAAACGCAUUACGGGAUCGAUGAUAACGGUGAUAGAAUUGAACAGAUGUAACUGAAGCACUCGCGUGAAAGGGCAACGUACAUACGCGCGCGUAAGUAGAGACGUCCAAAUCGGUAGGAAAAAGUGAGAGCUCUGACGUCCGUGCGGUGCGGAAGCCGUUGUUUAAUUGCCCGUCGUAAGUGGGCUUUGUAAGGCUCGCGGUUAAUUAGUUCGGGAUCUAACGUGAACACGAUGAAGUGGUGCGUGUUGGUGUUGGUAUUCGCCGGUCUGACUAGGGGCGAUAAUGCCAUCGAUACGAAGAUCUUCAAUUGUCCAGAACUCAAUGCUCAAGAUGAAAUGGACCUCGACAAGAUAAUGGGCAAAUGGUACGUCGUGGAAGUUCUGGAACACAGGAUGGACCCCACGAAGCCAAUGAGCAGCUCGUACGUCGUUGACUCGUGUCCGAUCGUGAAGUUGAGGCCGGUAGAUCACGCCUCGUUGAGACUAUUGUGGACUGAGGAGUCCGGAAACGUGGAAUAUACAUUCCGGAUACCAGAUGUCCACAGAAGAAAGGGAUUAUGGCGAACCAUGACCUCGCAGAACGGUACCUUAACGGAGCAGAGAUACAUGCAGUUCACCGGCAACGUGCACGUAAUGAAGGCCGUCGCCUCGGACAUGGUGUUGACUUUCUGCUCUCGGAAUCCCAACAAUCAGCUCUACUCCCUCUUACUGUCACGCGAGCACACUCUGCAGAAAAGCGACAAACGAGGAGUUCACAAUCUCCUGGGACGCCGCGGCCUGAAGAUCGUCAGCAUCCGCGAGACUUGCAUGAAUGGCGGCGCGAGAUCCAGGCGGGGCGCGCUCGAUCUCGUCGCCUGGGCGACCCUCGUCGGCCUCCUAUCGUCGAGCGUUCUCUUCAGAUCUUGGCAGUAGUGAAAUUAAACGGACGAUCGAUCGAUCUCGAGACGCCCAGAUCGCCAGAUCGCCAGAUCGCGCCCCGACUGUGUGUCUCUCCGUCUCAGACUAAUUAACGCGAUUAUGCUAACACUUUGGAUGCUGCUGCGCGUGUAAUAGAACAUUACGCUGGGUUACGGAAAUCCGUCGACAGAGCUCGACGUUAUACGUUAGUUACGCAUCGUAACUUUCUGUAUACCUUAAGUUCUCAUGGAAGAAUUUUUAAUUACAAAACCAAUAUCUUUUUGUAAAUUUAUACUAUUUAUAUUCACUACAUUAUU
Temnothorax curvispinosus is the source of this 2606-nucleotide messenger RNA. RefSeq lists its product as uncharacterized. Lineage: Eukaryota; Metazoa; Arthropoda; Insecta; Hymenoptera; Formicidae. The coding region runs from base 1624 to 2304 and encodes 226 amino acids. The record is from RefSeq and is a predicted model, not a curated record. The transcript is spliced from 3 exons.